Momordica charantia (bitter melon) is the source of this 1190-nucleotide messenger RNA. RefSeq lists its product as uncharacterized. NCBI's taxonomy places the organism in Eukaryota, Viridiplantae, Streptophyta, Magnoliopsida, Cucurbitales, Cucurbitaceae. The record is from RefSeq and is a predicted model, not a curated record.
ACAAUAUUUGUGUGCGUUUUGAUCCUGUAGGAGUAGGAUGUGCUAAAAAAUCUCUGGACUGCAGAGAUCCAUUAAUUGUAGUUUGGUAAAAAUUGAGGUCCCAAUAAGAUAGGGGAAGAGGGAGACCACGAAAAAAGAGGAUGUUUUCCAAUAUUGGUGGUGGGAAAGAAAUUACUAUAUAUUAUCAUCUUGAGGGAUGGACGGUGUUCUCUUGCCAUUUCUUCUCCCCGAAAAAAAGGCAGAGGCAAUAACAGGAGGACUCGAUUACCAUCUCUAAUGUCAUUGUGAAUGCCAACAAUUCCACGUUUUUGUGAAUGAGGUUUCAAGAAAUAUGGAGCAAACACAGCACUAGCCAUUAUAUAUAAUACAGCAGCCAGCACCAGCAGAUAUAUCGCCCUUCCUCAUCGUGAUUGAAAAGCUAAGAAGAAGAGAGGAAAUAUAUGGAAACGAAUAACAAUGGCACAGAUUUUGGUGGAUCGAGAUCUCGGAAGAUGAAACUGAAGAGCCUGAAGACGAGAGACGACAUGUCGGGUGUAGAUCACGAAGAAGAUUACCACACAGGAGUCCCGGCAUCAGUGCCCUUCGUGUGGGAGUCUGAGCCGGGCACUCCCAAGAACAAGGACGAGGAGAAGGAGAAGAAGGACAAGUUUGACGAUGAUGGCGGAGUCGUCUCUCCUCUCACGCCUCCACCUUCGUACUUCUCUCCCUCUCCGAGACACAGACACAGCAGGCCCCUCAGCCUCAGGAAUAAUAGCAGGUCCUCCUCCAGAACCAACUUCCUCAACAAUGUCUUCCGCAAGCUUUCUGUGAAGGCUGCCAGUCUGCAGCCUCCAUCCCUGCCUUCUUCUUCCUCCUCGUCAUCCAGCUCGUCGUUGUCAUCGUCCACGAUGACAACGCCGACCAGCUCCAGGAGGGAAAGAGGGAGGAGACUGUCGUUCGAGUGGAAACUGGAUGAUCAAGAGGAGGAGGAAGAGGAAGAGGAGGAGACAAAUAAUGAAGAAUCACCAGUUUCUACUUUGUUCUUUGGGCGACGAGUAAAUGGUCAAGGCUGCUGUCCCAAAUUGGUGAAGGUGUUCUCCAGGGAUGUUAAUUGAAAUCUGAUCCAUCAUCAUCAUCAUCUUCUAUAUACAGAGACAUGUGUGAGAUUUUUACGGUUUCUUUUUAUUAAUUAUAUAGUGAGACGGCUUUAA